UCACAUUAUAUAUACACACACACAUACACACACACACGAUUUUGCUCAGCCCUGCCACCCUUUAGCAGGUUCCCAUCAGAGUACCCCCCCCCUUACAUCAGGUGUCCCCAUCAAAGUACCCCCUUACAUCAGGUGUCCCCAUCAGAGUACCUCCUUACAUCAGGUGUCCCCAUCAGAGUACCCCUUUACAUCAGGUGUCCCUAUCAGAGUACCCCCUUACAUCAGGUGUCCCCAUCAGAGUACCCCCUUACAUCAGGUGUCCCCAUCAGAGUACCCCCUUACAUCAGAUGUCCCCAUCAGAGUACCCCCUUACAUCAGAUGUCCCCAUCAGAGUACCCCUUACAUCAGGUGUUCCCAUCAGAGUACCCCCUUACAUCAGAUGUCCCCAUCAGAGUACCCCCUUACAUCAGAUGUCCCCAUCAGAGUACCCCUUACAUCAGGUGUUCCCAUCAGAGUACCCCCUUACAUCAGAUGUCCCCAUCAGAGUACCCCCUUACAUCAGGUGUCCCCAUCAGAGUACCCCCUUACAUCAGAUGUCCCCAUCAGAGUACCCCCUUACAUCAGGUGUCCCCAUCAGAGUACCCCCUUACAUCAGGUGUCCCCAUCAGAGUGCCCCUUACAUCAGGUGUCCCCAUCAGAGUACCCCCUUACAUCAGGUGUCCCCAUCAGAGUACCCCCCUUACAUCAGGUGUCCCCAUCAGAGUGCCCCUUACAUCAGGUGUCCCCAUCAGAGUACCCCCUUACAUCAGGUGUCCCCAUCAGAGUACCCCCUUACAUCAGGUGUCCCCAUCAGAGUACCCCCUUACAUCAGGUGUCCCCAUCAGAGUACCCCCUUACAUC
This is a messenger RNA of Staurois parvus, 840 nucleotides long. NCBI's taxonomy places the organism in Eukaryota, Metazoa, Chordata, Amphibia, Anura, Ranidae. The record is from the annotation of a GenBank genome assembly.